Molecule: messenger RNA, 2199 nt
Organism: Fraxinus pennsylvanica
Lineage: Eukaryota; Viridiplantae; Streptophyta; Magnoliopsida; Lamiales; Oleaceae
Source: the annotation of a GenBank genome assembly
AUGGGCGGUGGGAGCAAAUGGAGUAAAGCCAAGAUGGCUCUUGGGUUGAAGCUUAAUACGUGUCUUUAUGUGCCAAGAACCAUAGAGGACACGCCUGUGGUGGCAUCACCGCCACCGCAGCCUUCAGCUAGGAGGUUCUCCGAUGCAGUAUCUUUGUCUCCAACGCCGCCGCGAAAUUCUGAUUACGGCCGGGUUCAAAUGCCGACCACUCCGACGCCGUCUUCCUCCGGCCUCCUCUUGCCUAAACACUCCUCCAAAUCUUCCAAGAAAACCUGUGCAAUAUGCUUGGCGUCCAUGAAACCUGGCCAUGGCCAUGCCAUUUUCACCGCAGAAUGCUCCCACACAUUUCAUUUCCAUUGUAUUACUUCUAAUGUAAAGCAUGGAAAGCAAAGCUGUCCUGUUUGCCGAGUGAAAUGGAAAGAAAUCCCUUUUCAGAGUCCUACCACCAAUAAAUCUCAGGGAGUGAGAAUAAACAAUGUUUCUUUGCCUCAAAAUGAUGCUUGGACGGCUGUUCAAAGACUACUCCCCCCUCCACGGGUAGACAUUAAUCGGCACAUUACUUCACUUUUUAACACGAUGGAACCUGGCGUCUUUGACGAUGAUGAACUUAUUAGUGACCAACCUACUGUCACUGACAAAACCUCAACCAGUAAUGACUUGACUGUUGGCCAUUCUGCUGGAUUUAUAGAGGUUAAAACUUACCCGGAAGUUUCAGCUGUUCCAAAAUCAGUGUCCCAUAGUAACUUCACAGUUUUGAUUCAUCUCAAAGCUCCAGUUACUUAUGGAUUACAACAUUCUGGAAUAUGCGAGGGUGGCUUGCCAUUACAAUCUCAAACUUGUCGCGCACCAGUUGAUCUUGUGACCUUGCUCGAUGUUAGUGGCAGCAUGGCAGGUACGAAGCUUGCUUUGCUUAAACGAGCAAUGGGGUUUGUGAUUCAAAAUCUAGGGCCUUCCGACAGGCUUUCAGUGAUUGCCUUCUCCUCCACUGCUCGUCGUCUCUUUCCUCUUUGUAAAAUGACCGAUAAUGGAAGGCUUGAAGCAUUACAAGCUGUGAAUUCUCUUAGUGCGAACGGCGGGACAAACAUUGCUGAGGGCCUUAGAAAGGCUGCCAAGGUGAUGACUGAACGUAAGUGGAGAAAUCCUGUUAGCAGUAUUAUACUGUUCUCUGAUGGGCAAGACACUUAUACUGUUAGCAGGCCUAAUGGUGGCAAUACUUGUACUGCUAAUCCAUCACUGCUCCCAGUUUCCAUGCAUCUGAAUGAGGAUUCCAGUCUCAACAUUCCUGUACAUGCAUUUGGAUUUGGUGCAGAUCAUGAUGCAGUCUCAAUGCAUUCUAUCUCAGAAACUUCGGGGGGAACAUUUUCUUUUAUAGAGGCAGAGAAUGUAAUUCAAGAUGCUUUUGCACAAUGCAUUGGGGGGCUUUUGAGUGUUGUUGUACAGGAAUUACAUGUGGAAGUUGAAUGCAUUAACCCCAUGUUGCAAAUCAGUUCAAUAAGAUCUGGAAGUUAUAUGAGCAACUUGGCAUCGGAUAAAAGAAAGGGCGUUAUUGAAGUUGGAGAUCUAUAUGCUGAAGAAGAAAGAGAUUUUCUUGUAGCAAUUGAUAUUCCAGUCGAUGGAUCAAAUGAUGAGAUGUCACUGCUAAAGAUUAGAUGUAUUUACAAGGAUCCCAUUUCCAAAGUUUUGUUAACUCUAAAUGCUGCAAAUGACGUCAAAAUUCAAAGGCCAAUCCUAACUGGACCAUUAGCGAUUUCCAUGGAAGUGGACAAGCAGAGGAACAGGCUCCAAUCUGCAGAAGCCAUAGCAGAAGCUAGGGUUGCUGCUGAACACGGUGAUUUCGCUGCUGCUGUGUCUGUCCUAGAGAAUUGUCGUAGAAAAUUAUCAGAAACUGUAUCAGCACGAGCUGGUGACAGAUUGUGUGUCUUGUUGGAUGCUGAAUUACGGGAAAUGCAAGAGAGAAUGACCAACCUCCGUGUUUAUGAAACGUCUGGAAGGGCUUAUGUUUUAUCAGGAUUGAGCUCACAUUCUUGGCAGAGAGCCACUUCACGCGGUGAUUCAACUCAUAGUAUGAGCCAGGCUUAUCUGACUCCUUCCAUGGUUGACAUGGUAAACCAAUCGCAGACUAUGUUGUUUGGGAGUCCGUAUCCUCGAUCUCCAAUGCGGCCAACACGGUCUUUCCCUGCACGACCACAGCCAAGGUGA